AUGUCUACCGCCGAGCUCGCCUGCUCUUACGCUGCCCUCAUCCUGGCCGAUGACGGUAUUGAGGUCUCCGCCGACAAGAUCCAGACCCUCAUCUCUGCCGCCAAGGUCCAGGAUGUUGAGCCCAUCUGGUCUUCCAUCUUCGCCCGGGCCCUCGAGGGUAAGGACAUCAAGGAGCUCCUGACCAACGUCGGCUCCGCUGGCCCCGCUGCCGCUGCCCCUGCUGGUGGCGCCGCUGCUGACGCCCCCGCCGAGGCCAAGGCUGAGGAGAAGGUUGAGGAGAAGGAGGAGUCCGAUGAGGACAUGGGCUUCGGUCUCUUCGACUAA
This is a messenger RNA of Penicillium mononematosum, 324 nucleotides long. RefSeq names its product ribosomal protein P1 (gene rpp1). The transcript has 4 exons. Gene Ontology annotation, biological process: cytoplasmic translation; translational elongation. Bases 1 to 324 code for a protein of 107 amino acids. Gene Ontology annotation, molecular function: ribonucleoprotein complex binding; structural constituent of ribosome; protein kinase activator activity. Gene Ontology annotation, cellular component: ribosome; cytosolic large ribosomal subunit. The record is from RefSeq and is a predicted model, not a curated record. NCBI's taxonomy places the organism in Eukaryota, Fungi, Ascomycota, Eurotiomycetes, Eurotiales, Aspergillaceae.